Molecule: messenger RNA, 1807 nt
Organism: Rubroshorea leprosula
Lineage: Eukaryota; Viridiplantae; Streptophyta; Magnoliopsida; Malvales; Dipterocarpaceae
Source: the annotation of a GenBank genome assembly
GCAUUCAUGAUUCAGGGAUGCUUGAAAUAUCUCCAAGCUUUCGUGCCAAAUGUAUGAUGGGCAAACUAAGCCCUUAUAUCUUCAGCGGUUCUCUCUAUUGUGUUGGAAAACUUGGGAGGAUUUCAAGGGGCUCAAAUUAUGUCAGCACCUUGAUCCUAAACCAGAAAUUUGAGUAGUUUCUCCUCUGCUGAAUGUUUUAUGAUGAGAUCUGGAUGUCUUGGAACUGCUGGAACUGAAACAUUUAAAGAGCAUUCUUUUAUCUAGACAGCUGGAAUAGUAAUGGUUACCAGUCAGAACCUCUUGUCAUGAGCACAGUAGAUAACUAGUACAUGCUAGCAAUAUUUUGGCUGUUAUUGGGAUCCUACAAAUCUCAGUGUCAAAUAUUACUGUACAAACACUUUGCUGAGGAUAAAGGGCUGCAAACAAAAUAGAAUAGAGAAUUCAAAAAUACUCGAAAUGGAGAACUUUUGUAUGGUGCCAUUGUUCCAGAGUACUCUAUUGUAAGUAAAGUACCAAAUGCAGAUUUAUAGCUGUUCAGUGGAGAAAGCAUUGGCUUUUACCUGGAAAGAACCAACAGAUCAACCCUUUCCAUUUGUUCUCAAUGCUCUUGCUUUUGUGAAAAUGCUAAAGGACUUGGUUGAUCCAAUAAUCUACUGAAAGUUAACAAAUGUAGUGGAGAGAAAUCAGCAACAAGAUCACUGUGUACGUAAAGAUUGCUCCUGGAGUGGUCUUAAUAGCAUCCAUGAGGGAACUGGUUCUCGAGGUGCUUGCAGAUUUACAGGGUCCUUAUAUAUCUUAUCUUAAAAGACUACAGUUUUCUGGAUUUAUCAGAGGAUGGCAUAACCAGAGAAGUGCUCAAUUGACCUUGUUUGAGAAAUUUAGAAGGAAACAAGCUUUCCGGCUUUCUUCCACCAAACUCAUGGUCAAGGAAUAUAUCAACUUAUUCAGUAUGUGAGAGGAGAAGAAAAACAAGUCUGUUGUUCCACUGGAAACAUCAGCUACAACAUUUGUCUUCUUAACUGCAAGUACCUACAUUUUGGUCCCUAGACGGAGUAGACAAAUAAAUAAAUGACAAGAUGUAAAGAAGUUGAAUGCUGAAAAAGAGAACAAGAUGGGUACAAUUACUUUGAAGUCAAAGAACGGAAAAUUUACAUCAUGUGAAUUUGUGAAAAUUACCAAUAUCUUUGAGAGAGACAUCAGAAGAGGGGCAUGGGAACACUUUAAUGAUUACUUAGAUGAUGAUUCUUAAGUAGCCUAUAGCCGUAGAGAUGCUAUCUCAUCAUCCGGUCAAGGGUACAAGGAGUUUCUUGUAGAGAUCAUCAGCAAAAAAAUUGUCUCUGCUUUGUUUUCAAGCCUUGAAGAAAAUUUUCAUUGGAAAAGGAGACUCAACUAAAGAAGUGUUUCUCUCUGCAAUUUGCAUCAAUACAAUUAUUAAGCCUUGUUUGCUGGAAUAUUUUCUAGUCCUCCUUAAUUUGUGGGGUGACUCUUAAUGGUUUGCAAGCUGAGUUGCAGUACAAGAUAGCUGAAAAACUGAAGAGACUGAAAUCGGAGUUUUCUCUCCCUUUAACUGUCAUACUUAUUUGGAAAAGCUUGAGAACGAGGUAGAAUCUUGAGAUUUCAUUAUGUAUGCCUCCAGUUCCAUCCAGGGAAGUGAGAUUGAUGUUGUUAUACUUUCCAUCUGGAGGAAAACUCUAUAAGUCUGCAAUUUUUCAUAGUGGAGUUUUUUUAUUUGGACUAGGUCCUGUCGUUUUUUCCUUUUUUGGGUUUUUCCCGUUGAAAAUUCUUGACGCUGAUUUUACCAUUGUUG